This is a messenger RNA of Aspergillus steynii IBT 23096, 390 nucleotides long. RefSeq lists its product as uncharacterized. Bases 1 to 390 code for a protein of 129 amino acids. The transcript is spliced from 4 exons. The record is from RefSeq and is a predicted model, not a curated record. NCBI's taxonomy places the organism in Eukaryota, Fungi, Ascomycota, Eurotiomycetes, Eurotiales, Aspergillaceae.
AUGCCCACACUCUCUGGCUUUUACGCCACGCUCACCGGCCGCACUUUGGCCGCCAUUGACAAGGGCGAGCUGAAGCUGCUUGCGCAGAAUGAACCCGUGAGCCCGGCGGCCAAACUGCGAGCCGACGCCGAGUUCUGGCUUUGUGAAGAUGACGGGAAAAUUGGAAAAUUUGGGAAUCCGUCAAAAGUUAUUCUUCACCUCGAUGGCCAGGAAUAUCACGUUUGGGUGGAACCCCGCGGGUUCAGCGAGGGAGCGUAUGAGUAUGGCCUUGUACCAACAGCGCCCGGGGGGCCCUACAGUAACCGGUUUCUGGCCGUGAACGAAAAGCUCGAUCGGUUGGAGAUUGUGGACAGCUGGUGCGAGUCAGCCAAGUUCCGCUGCAUCGAAUGA